Molecule: messenger RNA, 1406 nt
Organism: Nerophis lumbriciformis (worm pipefish)
Lineage: Eukaryota; Metazoa; Chordata; Actinopteri; Syngnathiformes; Syngnathidae
Gene: gcat
Product: glycine C-acetyltransferase
Biological process (GO): biosynthetic process; L-threonine catabolic process
Cellular component (GO): mitochondrion
Molecular function (GO): pyridoxal phosphate binding; glycine C-acetyltransferase activity
Source: RefSeq, a predicted model, not a curated record
UUUUUUUCGCUAACGAAGCUCACAUACUCAUGGCCAUGUCUCUGGGUCAAGCUGGCCGGGUUCUGGUGAAACCCCUCCGGGUUGUCCUUCAGCCCCCAGCCUCGGUCUUGAACCGGAGCUACGCGGCAAUUGCGGAAGCCCGAGCCGUGUUAAACGGGGAGCUCGAGUCCAUUCGCACGGCGGGGACGUGGAAAUCGGAGAGGAUCAUCUCCUCCAAGCAGGGACCGCACAUCAACGUGGACGGAAGCCGCAUUUUGAACUUCUGUGCCAACAACUACCUUGGCUUGUCCAGUCACCCAGAGGUGGUGCAAGCAGGGAUCGACGCUCUCAAGUCGUACGGCGCUGGACUGAGCUCAGUCAGAUUCAUCUGCGGUACUCAGGAUUUGCACAAAAACCUGGAGAAGAAGUUGGCAGAGUUCCACGAGAGAGAGGACUGCAUCCUCUACGCCAGCUGUUUCGACGCCAACGCCGGACUGUUUGAGGUCCUGCUGGGCCCCGAGGACGCCGUGUUGUCCGACGAGCUCAACCACGCCUCCAUCAUCGACGGCAUCCGUCUGUGUCGGGCCAAGCGGCUGCGCUACAAACACCUGGACCUCCGAGACCUGGAGAGCAAGCUCAAGGAGUCUCAGUCCUCUCGCAUGCGGCUGGUGGUGACAGACGGGGUCUUCUCCAUGGACGGGGACGUGGCCCCUCUCGUAGGAAUCUGUGACCUGGCGGAGCAGUACGGGGCCAUGGUGUUCAUCGAUGAAUGUCACGCCACCGGCUUCCUGGGCCCCCGGGGCAGAGGAACUGAUGAGCUCCUGGGCGUGAUGGAGCGUGUUGACAUCGUCAACUCCACCCUGGGAAAAGCCCUGGGUGGUGCAGCUGGUGGUUACACGGUGGGCCCCAAGCCCCUCAUCGACCUGCUGAGGCAGCGUUCUCGGCCCUACCUCUUCUCCAACUCCCUCCCUCCUCCCGUGGUGGGGUGUGCCACGCGGGCGGUGGAUCUGCUGCUGGCCUCCAGUGACAUUGCCCACACCAUGUCUGCCAAGACCAUGAGGUUCCGGAACAAAAUGACCGAGGCGGGCUUCACCAUCUCAGGCUCCGCCCACCCCAUCUGCCCGGUGAUGCUGGGCGACGCGCGGCUGGCGUCGCUCAUCGCGGACGACAUGCUGAAGCUAGGAGUCUACGUGAUCGGGUUCUCCUUCCCGGUGGUUCCCAAAGGCAAAGCCAGAAUCCGCGUUCAGAUCUCGGUGGCGCACACGGACGACGACAUCGAUCACUGCGUGGACGCCUUCGUUCAGACGGCUCGCAGGCAUGGCGUGGUGUCUUGAUGACCAGGGAAGUGACUUGACUUCUUCACUAUGUUGACCAGGAUCAAUACACAAUGUUAUUGAUCAUCAAGAAUGUUUUCCACUUGGUAUUAA